Molecule: messenger RNA, 17560 nt
Organism: Anopheles merus
Lineage: Eukaryota; Metazoa; Arthropoda; Insecta; Diptera; Culicidae
Gene: RyR
Product: ryanodine receptor
Exons: 32
Coding region: 709-16071 (5120 amino acids)
Biological process (GO): calcium ion transmembrane transport; intracellular calcium ion homeostasis
Cellular component (GO): smooth endoplasmic reticulum; calcium channel complex; sarcolemma
Molecular function (GO): ryanodine-sensitive calcium-release channel activity; protein binding
Source: RefSeq, a predicted model, not a curated record
CGACCCCAAGGAACGCACCCAUUCGUAGUCGAGCCGUGGAAGAGUGAACACGCCAGCGAGUACAACUUCCGUCCGUCCGUACGUUGCGCCAGAGGGUGCGCAAAGCAUUGCCCCAUAAUCUGUGUGCCCGUGUGUGCGCUACUUCAGGCCCCCCGGGGAUAUCGUGCGGAAGUGUGGCACAGGAUCACACGACGACGUUCACGACGUGCUACUACUACACAGGCCGCUACGAUCGAAUCGAAUCGACCACAUCCCUCCCCGAACUGGACCACCUUUAACGCGAAUGCUAUAUGACUCCUUGUUUGUUCAACACCGUCAGCAGCAACGAGUAACAGCUUCCACCAAAGCAAUCGAGCCCUCGCAUAGGAUUAGUAUGGCCGUCGGUGAACGUGCGCUCUAAGGGCGGAGAAAGCUAACGCGAAACCAAGUGCCAGAGUGAAAGUGUCGAAACAGUGAUUUUUUUCCAAGAAAAAGACGAAAAGGCCGUCAACAGGGAAGCGUAAAUCUUUUUUUUCAGAAACGAACCAAAUAAAACAAAUAGAAAACAGUGGUCUGUUUGCAGUGAAAGUGAAUUAAAGCGAGCUGCUGCUGCUACUGCUGAAACCAUAAGGAAAACGGCGUUUGGCAGCCGAGCAGCUAAACUGCCCAUUUAAGCCCCAGCGAAAGGAUCCAAAAUCUGCCAAAAUAGAGCCGUAGUAGUGUACCAACAUGGCUGAAGCAGAGGGAGGAUCCGAGCAGGAUGAUGUUUCAUUCUUGCGUACGGAAGACAUGGUCUGCCUGUCCUGUACGGCAACCGGCGAACGCGUGUGUCUGGCGGCCGAGGGUUUCGGCAACCGGCACUGCUUCCUGGAGAACAUCGCAGACAAGAACAUCCCGCCGGACCUAUCGCAGUGCGUGUUCGUCAUAGAGCAGGCGCUGUCGGUGCGUGCGCUGCAGGAGCUUGUCACGGCCGCCGGUUCGGAAACCGGAAACGAUUCGGUAGGAAAGGGUACCGGAUCCGGUCAUCGUACGCUGCUUUAUGGCAAUGCUAUCCUGUUGCGUCACAACAACAGUGACAUGUAUCUUGCCUGUCUGUCAACGUCGUCCUCCAACGAUAAGCUGUCGUUUGACGUCGGUCUGCAAGAGCACAGCCAAGGUGAGGCCUGCUGGUGGACCGUACACCCAGCCAGCAAACAACGUUCGGAGGGUGAGAAGGUCCGUGUCGGUGACGAUCUGAUUCUGGUGUCCGUCGCUACCGAGCGAUAUCUGCACACGACCAAAGAAAACGAUCUGUCGAUCGUAAAUGCUAGCUUCCAUGUGACGCACUGGAGCGUGCAGCCGUACGGAACCGGUAUCUCGCGCAUGAAGUAUGUCGGCUACGUGUUCGGCGGCGACGUGCUUCGGUUCUUCCACGGCGGUGACGAAUGUCUAACGAUUCCGAGUACCUGGAGCUUGGACUCGGGUCAGAACAUUGUCGUGUACGAGGGCGGUUCUGUAAUGUCGCAGGCCCGCUCGCUGUGGCGACUCGAGCUGGCCCGCACCAAGUGGGCCGGUGGUUUCAUCAACUGGUCCCAUCCGAUGCGUAUUCGCCAUCUUACCACCGGCCGGUAUCUCGGUGUGAACGAAAACAACGAACUGAUCCUGAUGAGCCGCGACCAAGCGACCACCUCGCAGACGGCCUUUGUGCUACGCCUCGAGAAGGACGACCAAAAGGUGGUGCUGGAGGACAAGGAUUUGGAAAUUAUCGGUGCCCCGAUCAUCAAGUACGGCGACUCGACCGUAAUCAUGCAGCACUACGAGUCGGGCCUGUGGGUCAGCUACAAGAGCUACGAAACGAAAAAGAAGGGCGUCGGCAAGGUGGAGGAAAAGCAGGCGAUACUGCAUGAGGAAGGCAAGAUGGACGAUGGGUUGGACUUUUCGCGUUCGCAGGAGGAGGAAUCGCGCACGGCUCGCGUCAUCCGCAAGUGUAGCAGCUUGUUCACCAAGUUUAUUAGUGGCCUUGAAACGUUGCAAGAAAAUCGUCGUCACUCGAUUUUCCUGCAGACUGUCAACCUGGGUGAGAUGGUCAUGUGCCUGGAGGAUCUGAUCAACUACUUCGCCCAGCCCGAGGACGACAUGGAACACGAGGAGAAGCAGAACCGUCUGCGUGCGCUGCGCAAUCGGCAGGAUCUGUUCCAGGAGGAGGGCGUGUUGAAUCUGAUCCUCGAAGCGAUCGACAAGAUUAACGUCAUCUCGUCGCAGGGCUUUUUGGCGUCGUUCCUGGCGAGCGACGAAAGCGGACAGAGCUGGGACAUGAUCUCCGGCUAUCUGUAUCAGCUGCUUGCCGCCAUCAUCAAGGGAAACCACACGAACUGUGCCCAGUUUGCCAACUCGAACCGUUUGAACUGGUUGUUCUCGCGACUUGGUUCGCAGGCAUCGAGCGAAGGUUCCGGCAUGCUGGAUGUGUUGCACUGUGUGCUGAUUGACUCGCCCGAAGCGCUGAACAUGAUGCGGGACGAGCACAUUAAAGUGAUCAUUUCACUGCUGGAGAAGCACGGCCGUGACCCCAAGGUACUGGACGUGCUGUGCUCGCUGUGCGUUGGUAACGGCGUUGCGGUGCGCUCGUCGCAGAACAACAUCUGCGACUUUCUGCUGCCGGGCAAGAAUCUGCUCCUGCAGACCGGGCUCGUCGACCAUGUGGCCAGCAUCCGGCCGAACAUUUUUGUGGGGCGCGUGGAAGGAUCCGCCAUCUACCAGAAGUGGUACUUCGAGGUGACGAUGGAUCACAUCGAGCAGAUGACGCACAUGACGCCGCAUCUGCGCAUCGGCUGGGCUAAUACGGCUGGGUACGUGCCGUAUCCAGGCGGAGGUGAAAAGUGGGGCGGCAACGGUGUCGGUGAUGAUCUGUUCUCGUACGGGUUUGACGGUGUGUACUUCUGGUCCGCUGGACGACGCACCUGCGUAGUGCCGAGGGAAGUAACGGAACCUUUCAUCAAGAAAGGGGACGUGAUUGGCUGUACGCUCGAUUUGAGUGUACCGGUGAUUCGGUUUACCUUUAACGGCGAACCGGUGCAGGGUUGCUUCACCGACUUCAAUCUGGACGGUAUGUUCUUCCCCGUGAUGAGCUGCUCGUCCAAGCUAAGCUGUCGCUUCCUGUUCGGCGGUGACAAUGGAAGGCUUAAGUUUAAUCCACCACCCGGCUUUUCGCCGCUAGUUCAGUGCCUUAUGCCACAUCAAAACCUUAGCCUGGAUCCGUGCUUUUAUUUCGGUAAUCUGAACAAGAACGUUCUCGCCGGCCCAUGGUUGGUAGAGGACGAUUCGGCGUUCGUGCCGAAACCAGUGGAUACCUCGAUCGUCACGUUGCCAUCGUCGGUGGAAACGAUCAAGGACAAGCUGGCGGAAAACAUCCACGAAAUGUGGGCACUGAACAAGAUCGAAGCCGGCUGGACGUGGGGUGAACGAAGAGACGAUGUGUACCGCAUCCAUCCGUGUCUGACGUCGUUCGAGAAGCUGCCGGCGGCGGAAAAGCGCUACGACUGUCAGCUCGCCGUUCAGACGCUCAAAACCAUCCUGGCGCUGGGAUACUACAUCUCGAUGGACAAGCCACCGGCACGCAUUCGUCCCAUUCGCCUGCCAAACGAUCCGUACAUGCAGGGCAACGGAUACAAACCGGCCCCGCUUGAUCUGAGUGCCGCCGUGCUGACGCCCAAGAUGGAGGAGCUGGUCGAUCAGCUGGCAGAAAACACGCACAACCUGUGGGCAAAGGAGCGCAUCCAGCAGGGCUGGACGUACGGGUUGAACGAGGAUUCGGAGAAUCUGCGUAGCCCUCAUCUCGUACCGUACUCGAAGGUGGACGAAGCGAUCAAGAAGGCAAACCGCGAUACCGCUUCCGAAACGGUGCGCACCCUGCUCAUCUACGGCUACAAUCUGGAUCCGCCGACCGGUGAAGCGAACGAGGCGCUGGCAGCGGAAGCGUUGCGCCAGAAGUUUGCCGCCUACCGUACGUACCGCGUCGAGCGAACGUAUGCGGUCACCUCUGGCAAGUGGUACUUUGAGUUCGAGGUGCUUACUGCCGGUCCGAUGAGGGUUGGUUGGGCACGGGCUGACUGUAAUCCCGGAACGAUGCUAGGAAGUGACGAUGCCUCGUGGGCAUUCGAUGGAUACAAUGAAGAGAAAGUGUCCGGAGGUGCAACGGAGUCGUUCGGCAAACAGUGGGUACCAGGCGAUAUUGUCGGUGUAUUUCUUGACUUAGUGGAUCAUACGAUCAGUUUCUCGCUAAACGGUGAACUGCUGAUGGAUGCUCUCGGUGGUGAAACUACCUUUGCUGAUGUCAACGCACCGGACGGUGUUGGCUUUGUGCCAGCCUGUACUAUUGGUAUCGGUCAGAAAGCGCGUGUUGUGUACGGUCAGGAUGUCGACUCUCUCAAGUGGUUUACAACCUGUGGUUUGCAGGAAGGUUACGAGCCAUUCUGCGUCAACAUGAAGCGUCCCGUUACCCACUGGUACACGAAGGAUCAACCGAUCUUCGAGAAUACGGACGAGAUUCCGGAGUGCAAGAUUGACGUGACGCGUAUCCCGGGCGGUGCCGAUACGCCACCCUGCAUGAAGAUCUCGCACAACACGUUCGAGACGAUGGAGAAGGCCAACUGGGAAUUUUUACGUUUGUCGCUCCCCGUAACAUGCGCCAAUACCUUCAUCACUGAACAGGAGAAGAUGCGCCGCUGGGAAGAGAUACGCAUCCGUCAGCAUCGUCUAAUGACGGAGGUUGAUCAUUCGGCUCCGGCACACUUCGACCAUAUCAUGCGUAGUGGCUUCACCAUGAACGAUAUCAAGGGUCUGCAUCGUAACUAUUCGGAAGAUGCGGCCGAAGCCGACGAGAUGAUGCGUAACGGGCCAAGACGUCCGUCGAGACACCAGGGACGCGGUGGACUUAGCCCACCGGGCAUUGAAAUCAAUGGUGAAGCUACGAGCGACGGCGAGCUUAAUGCGUACUCGGACAACGAGCUGGAGGGUGGUGACGAUCGCAAAAAGCGUGGCCGCAGUCCGUUCCGACUGUUCGGCAAGAAGCGGGACCAGAGCAAGGACAAGCUGAAGGAUCGUCGCACACCGGAGCCAGAACCGCGCAAGAGCAAUCUGAAGGUUACUCAGCGCGGUCAGGCUACGCGCAUGUCGAACAGCGAUCUGCGUGCCCAAGCACCGUUGACGCCGGAGCGUAAGGGUAUGGGAAGUCCGCAGGUGGAAUCUUUCGGCAACGAAGUUUACGAUGCAGAUUGUCUGCGCUUAAUCAAUGAAUACUUCUACGGGGUGCGCAUUUUCCCCGGUCAAGACCCGACCCACGUGUAUGUUGGAUGGGUGACGACGCAGUACCAUGUGCAUAGCAAAGAGUUCAGCCAGAACAAGGUGCGCCACGCAGCGAUCUACGUCGAGGACGAGAAUGAAAAAACCAUUGAGAUCGUUAAUCGUCAAUCGUGCUAUAUGGUACGCGCGGAUGAACUAUUCAACGAAGUCACCCAAGAUUCGUCUGGUAAGGGCGCAUCGCAGGGCAUGUUUGUUGGAUGUUUCGUCGAUACCGCUACCGGCACGAUCCGGUUUACGUGCGAGGGCAAGGAAACGUCCCACGUGUUUCUGAUGGAGCCGGAUACCAAGCUGUUCCCGGCUAUCUUCGUUGAGGCGACGAGCAAGGAAAUUCUUCAGAUUGAGCUCGGUCGCACACCGACGACGCUGCCUCUGUCGGCUGCCGUACUGCCAACCAGCGACAAGCAUAUCAACCCACAGUUCCCACCGAGACUGAAGGUCCAAUGUUUGAAGCCCCACCAGUGGGCACGCGUACCGAAUACUGCUUUGCAGGUGCACGCCCUGAAGCUGUCGGACAUCCGCGGUUGGUCGAUGUUGUGCGAGGACCCAGUGUCGAUGCUGGCACUGCACAUCCCCGAGGAGGAUCGUUGUAUCGAUAUUCUCGAGCUGAUCGAAAUCGAUCGUCUGUUGCAGUUCCAUGCACAUACGCUGACGCUUUAUUCGGCACUGUGCUAUCAGUCGAACUAUCGUGCCGCACAUGCGCUUUGCUCGCACGUCGACCAGAAGCAGCUGUUGUACGCGAUCCAGUCGGAGUACAUGAGUGGUCCGCUGCGUCUUGGAUUCUAUGAUCUAUUGAUUUCACUGCAUCUAGAAUCGCAUGCCACUACAAUGGAGGUUUGUAAGAAUGAGUACAUCAUUCCGCUAGGCUCCGAACUGCGCGAGCUAUACAUUGAUCCAGAAAUGUGCCACUCGCUCCGUUCAUUGCAAACGCUUUCCGUUCGACCGGAAAUGAACAUGACCGAAAUAGCACCCACACCCUCACAAUCGAAUAUGCCGACAAUAGUAGCACCAGAUUCUUCCAGUGAACCCAUACCGGCAAUUGACUCGUUAUAUUCGCCAAGAUUCCCACUCGAAGUGGUGAGGGAGUUCGUGAUGAGCGCACUGCAGGAAGCAGUACAGAUCAAUCAAGUACACAACCGCGAUCCCAUCGGUGGGUCCAACGAGAACCUUUUCCUGCCCUUGAUCAAGCUGAUCGAUCGUUUGCUGUUGGUCGGUGUUAUCACUAACGAAGAUGUAGAGAAGCUACUGAUCAUGAUUGAUCCCGAGACGUGGGAUCCAUCUUUCGAAAAGGAAGGUAGGGACGAACACCGUAAGGGACUGUUGACGAUGAAGAUGGCUGAAGGUGCCAAGCUGCAGAUGUGCUACCUGCUGCACCAUCUGUACGAUGUGCAGCUGAGACAUCGCGUAGAGAGCAUUAUUGCAUUCGCACACAACUAUGUCGGAGAUUUGCAGCAGGAUCAGUUGCGCAGAUACAUCGAGAUCAAACAAUCUGAUCUGCCAAGUGCCGUCGCUGCCAAGAAGACGCGUGAGUUCCGCUGUCCACCACGCGAGCAGAUGAACGCCAUCCUUGGAUACAAGAAUCUCGAGGAAGAUGAUCUUGAGAAUGCGUCUUGCGGUCCCGAGCUUCGCAACCGUUUGAUCGAGUUCCACGAGAAGCUAAUGGGCAAGGUGUCUCUUAAUGCUUUGCAAGAGCCAGAGGAGCCCGAGGCGGACAAGCUGGAAGAGGGUCGACCAGGUGCUCUGAAGAAGUUGUACAAUUUCAUCAACGCCGUGAAAGAGCUGGAAGAAGAUCCCAAGGAACCGGUCGAAGAGGAAAAGAAAACGCCCGAGGAAGUGUUCCGCAAGGUGCUGAUCAAGCAGCUCGUAUCCUGGGCCGAAGAGUCCCAGAUUGAGAAUCCCAAGCUUGUGCGUGAGAUGUUUGGGCUGCUUGUACGCCAGUACGACACCAUCGGUGAGCUGAUCAAGGCUCUGAACAAGACCUACGUCAUCAACUCUAAAACGAAGGGUGAUGUAGCGAACAUGUGGAUUGGGCUGAGUCAAAUUCGUGCCUUGCUCCCAGUACAGAUGAGCCAGGAGGAGGAAGAGCUGAUGCGCAAGCGUCUGUGGAAGCUUGUCAACAAUCAUACCUUCUUCCAGCAUCCCGAUCUGAUUCGCAUUCUACGCGUUCACGAGAACGUGAUGGCGGUCAUGAUGAACACGCUCGGACGCCGUGCCCAGGCACAGAGCGAUGCACCGGUGCAGACGGCCGAUGGAGAAGAGUCGGCACCGAAGGAGAAGGACACAUCCCACCAGAUGGUGGUCGCAUGCUGUCGCUUUUUGUGCUACUUCUGUCGUACGGGUCGUAUGAAUCAGAAGGCCAUGUUCGAUCAUUUCGAUUUCUUGUUGGAAAAUUCCAACAUUCUCCUAUCGCGACCAAGUCUGCGCGGAUCGACGCCAUUGGAUGUGGCGUACUCGAGUUUGAUGGAGAACACGGAGUUGGCGUUGGCACUGCGUGAGCACUACUUGGAAAAGAUUGCCAUUUACCUAUCUCGCUGUGGGUUGCAGAGUAAUUCCGAGCUGAUCGAGCGCGGCUACCCCGAUCUCGGCUGGGAUCCAGUGGAAGGCGAACGUUAUCUCGAUUUCCUGCGCUUCUGCGUUUGGGUUAACGGGGAAAGUGUAGAGGAGAAUGCCAAUCUUGUCAUUCGUUUGCUCAUUCGUCGUCCCGAGUGUCUUGGCCCGGCUUUGCGUGGUGAAGGUGAGGGUCUGCUGAAGGCCAUUGUUGACGCCAACAAAAUGUCCGAACGUAUCUCGGAGCGCAGAAAGAUGCAGGACGAAGCGGAAGGUACCAUCACUGGGCUGAACUUCUCACAUCCACUGCCCGAGGGUGACGAUGAUGAGGAUUAUAUCGACACCGGAGCUGCCAUCCUGUGCUUCUACUGUACGCUGGUCGAUCUGCUGGGACGCUGUGCUCCGGAUGCGGCCGUCAUCGAGCAGGGCAAGAAUGAGUCUCUGCGUGCGCGUGCUAUUUUACGUUCGCUGGUACCGCUGGAAGAUUUGCAGGGAGUAUUGAGUUUGAAGUUUACGCUGACCAAUCCAGCACUGGGUGAAGAUAGGCCCAAGUCGGACAUGCCGUCUGGAUUGGUGCCUGGCCACAAGCAGAGCAUCGUACUGUUCCUGGAGCGUGUUUACGGAAUUGAAACGCAGGAGCUGUUCUACCGCUUGCUGGAAGACGCUUUCCUGCCCGAUCUUCGUGCGGCAACCAUGUUGGACCGUAGCGAUGGGUCGGAAAGUGAUAUGGCUCUGUCGAUGAAUCGGUACAUUGGCAAUUCAAUCCUUCCACUGCUGAUCAAACACUCUAAGUUCUACAACGAAGCCGAAAACUAUGCCAGCUUGCUCGAUGCCACACUGCACACGGUCUAUCGCAUGUCGAAGAACCGUAUGCUAACCAAGGGACAGCGUGAAGCCGUGUCUGAUUUCCUGGUCGCACUGACGUCGGCCAUGCACCCGGCUAUGUUAUUGAAGCUGCUCCGCAAGCUUACUAUCGACGUGUCGAAGCUGUCUGAAUAUACGACCGUUGCACUGCGCCUCUUAACCCUGCACUAUGAACGAUGUGCCAAGUACUACGGCACUACCGGUGGCGGUCAAGCCUCCCAGUUCGGAGCAUCGUCGGAUGAGGAGAAGCGUCUUACGAUGUUGCUGUUCUCCAACAUUUUCGACUCGCUCAGCAACAUGGACUACGAUCCGGAACUAUUCGGUAAGGCGCUGCCGUGCUUGAUUGCAAUCGGUUGCGCACUGCCACCGGACUACAGCUUGUCCAAGAACUCGGAUGACGAUCUGUACGGUAAACCGACGGGUGGUGGUCCCGAUCAGCCACACUACAAUCCGCAGCCGAUCGAUACGACGGCAGUUCAGCUUACGAACGAUCUGAACCAGAUUGUGCAGAAGUUCAGCGAGCAUUAUCAUGACGCUUGGGCUAGCCGUAAGCUCGAGAACGGAUGGACGUACGGUGACCAAUGGUCAGAUGCAAACAAGACUCAUCCACGUUUGAAGCCGUACAACACUCUCAGUGAAUACGAGCGUGAACGCUAUCGCGAACCAGUACGGGAAAGCUUGAAGGCACUGCUGGCGUUGCACUGGAGAAUCGAACACUCGGAGGGUGAUGUGCCACUGUCGAACCGUGGUUCGAUGCGUCGCCAAUCGAAGCCUAAUCUGGAAUUACAGGGCGAUACUGGUUCACCGUUCAACUACAAUCCGCACCCGGUUGACAUGACCAACCUGACGUUGAGCAGAGAGAUGCAGAAUAUGGCCGAACGUUUGGCGGAGAAUUCGCACGACAUAUGGGCCAAGAAGAAGAACGAAGAGCUGGACCAGUGUGGUGGAGCUAUCCACGCCCAGCUGGUACCGUACGAUCUGCUUACCGACAAGGAGAAGCGCAAGGAUCGCGAGCGUUCGCAAGAAUUCUUGAAGUAUCUCCAGUACCAGGGACUCAAACUGCACAAACCAUCGCGUGGACAAACUGAGGAGCCGGGCAUGAGCACGGCCGCGAUCGAGCUGCGCUUUGCCUAUUCACUGCUGGAGAAGCUGAUCUCCUACAGCGACCGUGCUACGAUCAACAUGAAGCUGCUGAAACCAUCAUCUACUUUCAGCCGUCGCUCGUCCUUCAAGACCUGCUCACGCGACAUCAAGUUCUUCUCCAAGGUGGUACUGCCGCUGAUGGAGAAAUAUUUCUCGAGCAAUCGUAAUUACUUCAUUGCAAUCGCUACCGCCACCAAUAACGUUGGUGCGGCUUCACUGAAGGAGAAGGAAAUGGUGGCUGGACUGUUCUGUAAGCUUGCCAGCCUGUUGCGUCACCGGUUGGCAGCAUUCGGUGCGGACGUUCGCAUCACCGUGCGCUGUCUGCAGGUGCUGGUGAAGAGUAUCGAUGCCAAAUCUUUGGUGAAGAACUGUCCCGAGUUUAUUCGUACGUCGAUGUUGACGUUCUUCAACAACACCGCGGACGAUUUGGGCCAGACGAUCGUCAAUCUGACGGAAGGCAAAUAUGAUCGUCUGCGUGGAACGCAUCUGAAGACGUCCACUUCGUUGGCGUACGUCAAUCAGGUGAUCUUGCCAGUGUUGACUUCACUGUUCGAUCAUUUGGCAGCGUGCGACUAUGGAAGUGAUUUGUUGUUGGACGAAAUUCAGGUCGCAUCGUACAAGAUCCUGUCUGCGCUCUACACACUCGGCACUGACAUGUCUUUGACGCGCGAUCGUAAAUAUCUUAAGACCGAGCUGGAACGUCACAAGCCCGCACUUGGAUCUUGUCUCGGUGCGUUCAGUUCCUGCUUCCCGGUGGCUUUCCUUGAGCCGCACGCUAACAAGCACAACCCGUUCUCGCUACUGAACCGUAUUGCGGAUACCUCACUCGAGGCGCAAGACAUCAUGAGCAAGAUGGAAUGCUGCAUGCCAACGCUCGAGUCGAUCCUGUCCGAGGUCGACCAGUUUGUCGAGUCGGAAAAGACGUACCAGGAAGCACAGCACAUCAUAGAUGUCAUUCUGCCGCUGCUCUGUUCCUAUUUGCCGUUCUGGUGGAAUCAGGGCCCAGACAACGUUAGCCCGCAGUCGGGCAAUCACGUCACGAUGGUUACGGCCGAUCACAUGAACCAUCUGCUGAAGAACGUACUCAAGAUGAUUCGUAAGAACAUUGCCAACGAGAACGCGCCCUGGAUGACGCGUAUCGCUACGUACACGCAGCAGAUCAUUAUCAACAGCUCGGAGGAACUGCUCAAGGAUGUCUUCCUACCGUUGGCCGAGCGGGUCAAGAAACGUUGCGACAGCAUGUUCCACAAGGAGGAAAGCUUGCGUGGUUUCCUCAAGUCUUCCACCGAUGAUACCUCCCAGAUUGAAGCCCAAAUCCAGGAGGACUGGCAACUGCUGGUCCGCGAUAUCUACUCGUUCUAUCCCCUGCUGAUCAAGUACGUCGAUCUGCAGCGUAACCAUUGGCUCAAGGAUAACGUUGCCGAGGCGGAGGAGCUCUACAACUAUGUGGCGGAGAUCUUUAACGUUUGGUCGAAGAGCCAGUACUUCCUGAAGGAAGAGCAGAACUUCAUCUCGGCGAACGAGAUUGACAAUAUGACAUUGAUCAUGCCUACGGCAACGCGCCGCUCGGCUGCCGUCUCGGGUGAUAUGCCCGCGUCCGGCGGUAAGGUGAAGAAGAAGAAGCGCAGCCGCGAUAAGAAGCGUGACAAGGAUAAGGAAAUUCAGUCCAGCUUGAUGGUGGCCUGUCUGAAGCGUCUGCUGCCGGUUGGUUUGAAUCUGUUCGCCGGUAAGGAACAAGAGCUGGUGCAGCACUGCAAGGAUCGCUACCUAAAGAAAAUGCCUGAGUACGAGGUGAUUGAGUUUGCGCGCACGCAACUCACCCUGCCCGACAAGCUCGAUCCAGCGGACGAGAUGUCCUGGCAGCACUAUCUCUACUCGAAGCUCGGCAAAAAGGAGCAAAUUGUGCAGGACACACUGGAAAAGUCAGACAAGAAGCCGGAAAACAAGAUCGAAGACACGGUCGAACGCAUCGUCGCCAUGGCUAAGGUUCUUUAUGGACUUCACAUGAUCGACCAUCCACAACAACAAAGCAAAAAUGUUUACAGAAGUUGCGUCUCGAUACAGAGAAAACGAGCGGUCAUUGCCUGUUUCAGACAAGUUUCCUUACAUUCACUGCCAAGACAUCGUGCUUGCAACAUUUUUGCCCGAAGUUACUCGGAGCUGUGGCUGGAGGAUGAAAAUACGGGCCAAGAGGUCAUGAUUGAGGACCUCACGCAAACAUUUGAGGAUGCUGAAAAAAAGAAGAAGGACGAGGAAGAGGAGGAAGGCAAACCAGAUCCACUUACGCAGCUCGUGACAACGUUCUGCCGCGGUGCGAUGACUGAACGCAGUGGCGCUUUGCAAGAAGAUCCUCUGUACAUGUCCUACGCUAGCAUCGUUGCACGAUCCUGCGGUGAAGAGGAGGAGGAAGGUGGCGACGAAGAGGAAGGAGCAGGAGAGGACGAAGGAGGUGCUAGUAUUCAUACUAUGGAAAAGCUAAUGGAACAAGAAAUGGAAAAGCAGAAGCUCCUGUUCCACCAGGCACGUCUGGCCAACCGUGGCGUCGCGGAGAUGGUGCUGCUACACAUUUCCGCCUCGAAGGGCGUCCCGUCGGAGAUGGUGAUGCGUACGCUCGAGCUCGGAAUUGCCGUGCUGCGGGGUGGUAACAUCGACAUCCAGAUGGGAAUGUUGAACCAUUUGAAGGAAAAGAAGGAUGUCGGAUUCUUUACCUCGAUUGCCGGUUUGAUGAACUCCUGCAGCGUGCUAGAUUUAGAUGCGUUCGAGCGUAACACCAAGGCGGAAGGUCUUGGCGUCGGUUCGGAAGGCGCAGCCGGUGAGAAGAACAUGCACGAUGCCGAAUUUACGUGCGCACUGUUCCGCUUCAUUCAGCUGACCUGCGAGGGUCACAACCUCGACUGGCAGAACUAUCUGCGUACGCAGGCCGGUAACACGACCACGGUUAACGUGGUCAUCUGCACGGUCGAUUAUCUGCUGCGACUGCAGGAAUCGAUCAUGGACUUUUACUGGCACUACUCCAGCAAGGAGCUGAUCGAUCCGGCCGGCAAGGCAAACUUCUUCAAGGCAAUCGGUGUCGCUAGCCAGGUCUUCAACACGCUCACUGAAGUCAUCCAGGGUCCGUGUACGCAGAACCAGCAGGCGCUGGCCCACUCGCGUCUUUGGGAUGCGGUCGGUGGUUUCCUCUUCCUGUUCUCGCACAUGCAGGACAAGCUGUCGAAACACUCUAGCCAGGUGGAUCUGCUGAAGGAGCUACUCAAUCUGCAGAAGGACAUGAUUACCAUGAUGCUCUCCAUGCUUGAGGGUAACGUGGUGAACGGUACGAUCGGUAAGCAGAUGGUGGAUACGCUGGUCGAGUCGGCCUCGAACGUCGAGCUGAUUCUGAAGUACUUCGACAUGUUCCUGAAGCUAAAGGAUCUGACCUCCACGCCAAGCUUCAUGGAGAUUGACAGCAACGGGGACGGUUGGAUUAUGCCGAAAGAUUUCCGCGAAAAGAUGGAACAGCAGAAGAGCUACACGCCGGAGGAGAUCGACUUCCUGCUCGCUUGCUGCGAGACCAACCAUGACGGUAAGAUCGACUACAUCGGUUUCGUCGAUCGGUUCCACGAGCCGGCCAAGGAGAUUGGUUUCAAUCUGGCCGUCCUGCUGACGAACCUGUCCGAGCACAUGCCGAACGAACCGCGGUUGGCCCGGUUCCUCGAGACGGCCGGUUCCGUGCUGAACUACUUCGAGUCGUUCUUGGGCCGUAUCGAAAUCAUGGGCUCGUCCAAGCGCAUCGAGCGCGUGUACUUCGAAAUCAAGGAAGCGAACAUCGAACAAUGGGAGAAGCCACAGAUCAAGGAAUCGAAGCGUGCCUUCUUCUACUCGAUCGUCACGGAAGGUGGCGAUAAGGAGAAGCUGGAAGCCUUCGUCAACUUCUGCGAGGAUGCCAUCUUUGAAAUGACGCACGCGUCCGGACUGAUGGCGAGCGAUGACGACGGUGGCACCGUGAGACGCGAUCAAGCCUUCACGUACAUCAGCGAGGAGGAGGAGGAGCGUGCCGCCCGCGAUCCGAUCAAGCGCACCAUCCAGGCCGUCAAGGACGGUCUGUCCUACUCGAUGUACAUGAUCAGCCCGUCCAACAUCAAGCACCAGAUUACCGUACUGCAGUCGAAAUCAUUCCCCGAGAUUAUAGUCGGAUUCUUCAAGAUGAUCUUCUACGCGUUCUACUACUCUGGAUUUGGCGUGUCGGUUGUGAUUAAGUACUUGGUGAACAUCCUGAUGUCGCUCAUGCGCGGCCCGGCCCAGGAGGAGGAAGAACCGAUCCCGGAGGCGGAACCAUCCCUGCGUGCACUGCCACCACUACCACUGGAGGAACCGCCAGGUACGGUGCAGGCGUUUGGUUUGGACAUCAGCAAGGAAGAGAAUGGACAGUACCGCAUGGCACCGCACGAGUCGCCCGCUCUCAGCCCGUCGUCCUCGAUCGAGGAAACGGGUGAGUCCAGCCCCGAGGAUGGAGCGGCCGAGCUGACGGGCGAAGGUGUACCACCGGGUGAACAGAUGACGCUGGUCGAUCUGCUCGGCGGUGAAGCCGCCAAGCGUGCCGCCCAGGAACGCACGGAAGCACAAAAGGCACAGGAAGCUACGCUCGCCAGCAUUGAGGCGGAGUCAAAGAAGGCUUCAACCGAAACGAAGGAACCCGCGGCCGUCCACCAGAUCGAUUUCUCCAAGUACACGAAGAAGUGCGUCAGCUAUCUGGCGCGUAACUUCUACAACUUGAAGUACGUAGCGCUGGUGCUGGCUUUCUGCAUCAACUUUAUGCUGCUGUUCUACAAGGUGACGACGCUCGGCGACGAGGAGGAUGGCGAGGGCGGUUCGGGAGAAAGUUUGAUGGGACUCGGUUCGGGCCUGGGAUCGGGACUUGGCAUUUUGGAAACGGGCUCGGGCGGCGGUGAAGGUGGAAGCGGCGAUGGCGAAGGCGAAGAGGAAGACCCACCGGAGAAGGUACAUGUGGAUGAGGACUUCUUCUACAUGGAGCACGUGCUACGUAUCGCUGCCAUCCUGCACAGUCUGGUGUCGCUCUGCAUGCUGAUCGCUUACUACCAUCUGAAGGUACCGCUGGCCAUCUUCAAGCGCGAGAAGGAAAUCGCUCGUCGGCUCGAGUUUGACGGACUGUUCAUUGCUGAGCAGCCGGAGGACGACGAUAUCAAAUCGCACUGGGACAAGCUGGUGAUAUCCGCCAAAACGUUCCCGGUUAACUACUGGGACAAGUUCGUAAAGAAGAAGGUCCGCCAGAAGUACAGCGAAACGUACGACUUCGACUCGAUCUCGAACCUGCUUGGCAUGGAAAAGACGGCAUUUGCGGCACAGGAAGCGAACGAGGGCGGUGGCUUCUUCCACUUCAUUACGAACAUCGACUGGCGCUACCAGAUCUGGAAGGCGGGCGUGACGAUCACGGACAACUCGUUCCUGUACUCGCUCUGGUACUUCUCGUUCUCGGUGAUGGGCAACUUCAACCAGUUCUUCUUCGCCGCCCAUCUGCUCGAUGUGGCGGUCGGCUUCAAGACGCUGCGCACCAUUCUGCAGUCGGUAACGCACAACGGCAAGCAGCUGGUGCUGACGGUGAUGCUGCUCACGAUCAUCGUGUACAUCUACACGGUCAUCGCGUUUAACUUCUUCCGCAAGUUCUACGUGCAGGAGGAUGACGACGGGGAGGAGGGCGACCGCAAGUGUCACGAUAUGGCGACCUGCUUCGUGUUCCAUCUGUACAAGGGUGUGCGGGCGGGUGGUGGUAUCGGUGACGAGAUCGGUGAUCCGGACGGUGACGAGUACGAGGUGUACCGUAUCCUGUUCGACAUCACGUUCUUCUUCUUCGUCAUCGUUAUCCUGCUGGCCAUCAUCCAGGGUUUGAUCAUCGAUGCGUUCGGUGAGCUUCGUGAUCAGCUCGAAUCGGUCAAGGAGGAUAUGGAGUCCAACUGCUUCAUCUGUGGCAUAGGCAAAGACUACUUUGAUAAGGUACCUCACGGGUUCGAUACGCACGUCGCCCAGGAGCACAAUCUCGCCAACUACAUGUUCUUCCUGAUGCAUUUAAUCAACAAACCGGACACGGAGUACACCGGUCAGGAGACGUACGUGUGGAACAUGUAUCAGCAGCGAUGCUGGGACUUCUUCCCCGUCGGUGACUGCUUCAGAAAGCAGUACGAAGAUGAGCUGGGCGGUGGCGGUAGCUAAAAUCUGCUGCACGGGCCACCAGCGACGAUCCCAAUACCAACCACUGUCGAUGUGACCUAACCUUUCUAAGUGGCGUGCGGUGACCAAACCACAAACCACAAAAAAACAAACACCCAACAUAACCAAAGAACAACCGAACAAUCAUACAAAACAAUAGGAAACACCUGCUGCUCUGAUCGAACAUAUUCGGGCGGGUAGAAGUAGCUAGACAGCCGGACGAAUGUGUACGGUAAUUGUAAAGAUUUUUAUGUAGAUUUUUGCUCCCUUUAUCUAAGCCAACUUACAACUUCUACAGCCAGUGUUUUGUCCUACUAGCAAGAGUUACGAUCUUAUACGACCCGUUUUUUCUAACACUCCUCCUUUGUGUCCCUCUAGUAGUGACGGGGAUUUGGGAUCAGAAUUUAACGGUUCCUUUAGAAAAAAAGGUUCCCCCCUCGAAAGGCAAUCACAUUACAAAGACACAAAGCUUUUCAUUACAAUCGCACAUCACACACCAUACAUUUGUUCCAAAAUCCUUUGCAUAUCAAGAUCGAGAGCUCUCUGCAGCCUAUCUUCACACACCUCUCUUGGGUCGAUUUUAUUCACAUUCACAACCAGAACGCUUUCUCCCAUUUAGCCCGUUCUGGUUGUGCUCGAUAGAAGCAACAACAAAAAAAGUGUCCAACAACAAAAAGACGUACACCACCAUUAGGGAUUUGGUAUUGAAUCGAUCGAUUUCGAAGAAAUUAUUUCAGAACCGCAAAGGAGCGCGUUCUUACUAAUAGUGCACAGGUGGUUUGUGCGUAAGCGGCUCAAUUUUUGAGUGCAAAACCACGUGUCGUGAUCUCCGGCUGCCCUAGCCACUCCGACACGACAUUCGACAGUGAAUCGAACGAUACACCCGCCCCACUAUACCGGCCCCCAUUAGUCCCUUAUUGUUCGUUAGAUUUGGUUUAGAAUGUAAUGAUUUGAUACCAACAAAAAAAAACUUCGUUCUUUCGUUGAGUUAUUGAGCAACCCUAUCAUAGCGUAAAACACUUUUCGAACAGCACUUUUGUACUAUUUUGCUGAAGUGCUAACGAAAGAGAAGACACAAGUUAUAGUUUAUAGUUUUUUUAUUAAUUGAACUGCUUUUUUUACGCACCAAUGCCUCUUCUGCCAAUGCUGCCUUCAUAUUAUUUUUGCUAUUUACAUGUUCAAACGAUUGUUGUUAUUACGAUAUGUUAUGCUAUGGUCCCGAGCUCGAACUAUGCAUCCCGCUGCUGGGGGUGGGGACUUACUUAGGAGUUAGUUUUACUUGGUAUGAUUGAGCAAACACACGCUUAAAAAUUUUAACCGAAACCGAUCGGCCGACCGGAGAGAAGGAAACGACGGAAAAUACCAAACAAAUCAAUCGUACACACUGACAACUAGUAAAUAGUAGUUAUCUACAUUUUAAAUAAAACAAAAGAAAGAUUCUAGUUAACUUAUGAGAAUUUUUAAGUAAAUAAAAUUCAAUUAUUGAAAUCUA